Dryobates pubescens (Downy woodpecker) is the source of this 1681-nucleotide messenger RNA. It is a transcript of the gene NRIP2, whose product is annotated as nuclear receptor interacting protein 2. Gene Ontology annotation, biological process: proteolysis. Gene Ontology annotation, molecular function: aspartic-type endopeptidase activity. The record is from RefSeq and is a predicted model, not a curated record. The transcript is spliced from 6 exons. Bases 427 to 1191 code for a protein of 254 amino acids. NCBI's taxonomy places the organism in Eukaryota, Metazoa, Chordata, Aves, Piciformes, Picidae.
CCAGCCCCCAGCAGCAGGGCAUCCUCUGCUGCUGGAUUUUUCCAGCUGGAGCAUCUUGCCGGCCCUGCUGGAAUUUAUGGAAGCUGGUUUCUGACGCGGGGCGUUUCUGUUACGACAGAGACCCAUCGACUAAAGGAGGCAGAGCUACAGUCGGAGGAGGAGAAGAGAGGGAGAGAAAGAGGAGGAGAGAAGAAGGACAUCGGGAGAGUGAAGAUUACGGAGGGAGGAAAAGGCAAAGAGAUACUUAAGAGAUGGCUGAGUUAUAAUUAAGAGAGCAGAAGUAAAAAGAAAGGGCGAGAAGGAGAGCUGUGAUGAAGGAGAAGGAGCUCAGAGACUGAGUCAGCCUCGGGACGGCAAGCACCAGGGGACGAGUUCAGGGAACACCCCAGCAUAUGAAGGAGGACCUGCGCUGUCUGCAUCUUCACCAUGAGCACAAGGAAGAGCUGCCUCCUGCCACUGGGGCAAGGAGACCAAGAGGAAAAGCAGAACGAGCGUACUUCUGACACGGAGCCGCAGGAAUGUGAGGUGGAGCUGAUGAACAAAGCUAUUCUGCAACAGAAGAGGCGCCUGAAACAAGCGACCCAGUUUGUGCAUAAGGACUCUGCUGACCUGCUGCCCCUGGACGGCCUGACAAGGCUUGGCACCUCCAAGGAUCUGCAGCCACACAGUGUGGUGCAGCGGCGCCUCUUGGAAGGCAACCUGAACAAGCUGCGGGGCGAGGCCAGGGGCCAGUCUGCACGGGUUCCGUCUCCGCUGGCAAAAGACCGGGAUGAAAGGAUGGAAAGGGGAGAGGACAGGAGAAAAGAGACUUCACCUCUGCUAAUACAGUGCCAGUGCCAAGGUCAAGUAUUGAAAGUGAUUGUUAACACUGGAUGUCUGCCAAAUCUCAUCUCCCGGAGCUGUUCCAAGCAGCUGGGGCUGGAAGAGGCAUCUGCCAUGGACUGUGGAGACCUCUCUCUUCCCAUGCCCAGGGUUGUUGGCCGAGUAGAACACAUGGAGCUGCAACUUGGCCAGGAGACAGUGCUGUGCUCAGCACUGGUUGUAGAUGAUGAAACCCUGGAGUUUUGCCUUGGUCUACAGACUCUGUUGUCUCUCAAGUGUUGCAUCGACUUGGAGGAAGGAAUCCUGAGGUUUAAAGCACUGAGUCAAGAGCUGCCUUUUCUACAUGCCUCUGAAGAGCCUGGUCAGUGACUGGGCACAUUCCCCACGUCUGGGGGUGAGGAGACUUGCUGCCAUGAGAUGAGAGAGAGAUGAGGGUGAGGCUCACAUGCCCCUAACCUUGCUGAGUUCUGGGCUAAGGCAUUCACUGGGGAGUGAGAAAAAGGCCAGUGGUGCUGGAAGCUGUUGUUGCUAGGAGUGCCUCAUCUUGAGAGAUGGUCCUCCUUUCAGUGGAGCCUCUUUCUUGUCCCCAUCUGCUGAGUGGCAUUUUGUUCUUUUCUUUCCUGGCUUUCUUGGAUUUUUUCCUCUGGUCACUCCAAUUUCUGCUUCUGUACUAAAUUCACCCUACCCUUUUAAUGAUUUGUUUACAGUACCCUCUGUUCAUGAGACAAGGAAGUAUCUGCGAGCAGUUUCCUGUCCUUUCUCCAAAAGCCUCCUAGGAUUGCCAUGAAAGUUCUCUUCCCUUUGCUUCAGUAUGGUCAGACUCCACUCCUGGCAGUUUGUGGGCAAGGCUCUGUAGCCU